Molecule: messenger RNA, 2033 nt
Organism: Heteronotia binoei (common prickly gecko)
Lineage: Eukaryota; Metazoa; Chordata; Lepidosauria; Squamata; Gekkonidae
Gene: SEPTIN3
Product: septin 3
Exons: 10
Coding region: 443-1495 (350 amino acids)
Biological process (GO): cytoskeleton-dependent cytokinesis
Cellular component (GO): septin ring; neuron projection; cell division site
Molecular function (GO): GTPase activity; molecular adaptor activity; GTP binding
Source: RefSeq, a predicted model, not a curated record
GGAAAGGAGGACAGAGAGACAAGGGGGAAAGACUGUGUCUGUAUGGUGGGGAGGGGACAUUUCCUGGCUCCAUCUUAUCUAUCCUAUUUAUCACAACACCUCCCUCCAGUAGGCAGGGUACAUUUUCACACCCACCAAUCCUACCAAGGUCUCCCAGAUGCUCGAAUGGUAUAGCCCUGAAUCCUAGGAAGAGAGAAAGAGAGAAGCAGAGUGGGGGAGAUUUUGCAGGGAUGUUUAAUAUUCAGGUCAUGUGACCAUGGCAGCGGCAGUAGCAGCAGCAUCCCUGCUUAUCUGAAAUAUCCAUUGAAGAAGAAAAAGAAGACAGAGAGAGAGAGAGAGAGAGGCAGAGAGAAUUAGAAUCUCGUUAGACAACCUUUUGGGCAGAGCAGAGUAAGGAGGAACCCCACCUCGAAAAAUCACACCCAGAGACAAAGAAAUAUUCAUGUUCAAAGGUCCAGCAGAUAUUAAGCCUGAAACAGCCAUGUCUGAGCUGGUGCCAGAGCCCCGGCCCAAACCAGUAGUGCCAAUGAAACCUGUUGGUAUUAACUCUAACCUGCUGGGCUACAUUGGGAUCGAUACCAUCAUAGAGCAAAUGCGCAAGAAGACUAUGAAAACUGGAUUUGACUUCAACAUCAUGGUUGUAGGCCAAAGUGGACUAGGAAAAUCAACACUUGUGAACACCCUGUUCAAAUCUCAAGUGAGCCGCAAGUCUUCAGGUUGGAACCGUGAAGAGAAGAUCCCCAAAACAGUAGAAAUCAAGGCAAUUGGACAUGUUAUUGAAGAAGGGGGUGUCAAAAUGAAGUUGACAGUUAUUGAUACCCCUGGAUUUGGUGACCAGAUCAACAAUGAAAACUGCUGGGAGCCCAUUGAGAAAUACAUCAAUGAACAAUAUGAGAAAUUUCUGAAGGAGGAAGUUAAUAUUGCAAGGAAGAAACGAAUCCCGGAUACGAGAGUCCACUGUUGCAUCUACUUUAUCUCUCCCACAGGUCACUCCUUGCGACCCUUGGAUCUAGAGUUUAUGAAGCACUUGAGCAAAGUAGUAAACAUCAUCCCAGUUAUUGCCAAAGCAGACACCAUGACUAUGGAGGAGAAGAUUGAGUUCAAACAGAGGGUCCGCAAAGAACUAGAAGUCCAUGGAAUUGAAUUUUAUCCCCAGAAAGAGUUUGAUGAAGACCUUGAGGACAAGACAGAGAAUGACAAAAUUAGGCAGGAAAGUAUGCCAUUUGCAGUGGUGGGCAGUGACAAAGAAUAUCAAGUGAAUGGAAAAAGGGUCCUGGGCAGGAAAACACCCUGGGGAGUCAUUGAAGUGGAAAAUCUCAAUCACUGUGAAUUUGCCCUACUCCGUGAUUUUGUCAUUAGGACCCACCUUCAAGACCUAAAGGAGGUAACACACAACAUCCACUAUGAAACUUACAGGGCUAAACGACUGAAUGACAAUGGGGGGCUUCCGCCGGUGACCGUAGAGAUAGAAGAAAAUCAUGAAAGCAACCUGUGAAUGACCUAUCUGGUCUGCUAUCACCUGCUGUCUCUGAAUUAUAACCAUCACACCACCCUUACCCUUGAUUUGAAUUCAGGCCUCUCUUUGAAGCAUGUGGAAUAUCCUUUGUGUGUGCAUAUGAGGAAAGAACCAGGGGCACAGCUCCCAGCUUUCCCCAAAUGGUUCUUUCCCCCAAUCUGGUUCUUUUUUAUUAUAUGAAUUUUGUAUUUUGCACAGCAGACACUAGCCUUCCGUUGACACAUAUUCCAAGACUCUCAACUAGGCAUCGUGAUUGUGGGAAAUAUUGAAGGGAAGUGAUUUGAUCUCUGGGAUCACUUGGAAUGUCUGCCAGGGAAAAAUGAGACUGGUGUAAAGAUGUUGAACGUACUACGGGAACUACAGAGCCAUACUUUGGAUGUGAGCUUCAUAGGGCUGGAAGAGAUUGGGUUGCAAUGCAGUUGUGUUGGGUGGCUUAUUCUAUACAAUUACUUCUCAGUGUGAAAGCAGGAAAAAAUGACAUUUGGAAAUAAGUUCCAGUGAAAUCAGUGAGAGAGAU